Messenger RNA from Juglans microcarpa x Juglans regia, 1402 nucleotides. RefSeq lists its product as uncharacterized. The transcript is spliced from 3 exons. NCBI's taxonomy places the organism in Eukaryota, Viridiplantae, Streptophyta, Magnoliopsida, Fagales, Juglandaceae. The record is from RefSeq and is a predicted model, not a curated record. Bases 381 to 1283 code for a protein of 300 amino acids.
AGACCGUUAAUUCAAGGAAAGCACGGGCAAAAACGCAACAAACGGGAAAGAAAAAAAAACAAAAUCGAAACAUAUGAAGGGCCAAGAAAGCAAAACCCUGAUUAUCGAGUUCUGUGAGAUCUGCAAUAUUUAUAGAGAGAGAGAGACCCUAAAAAAUUCCACACAGAAAGAGAGAGAAACUCCGAAAGAAAGUGCGAGAAAAUCAAGCAAGAAACCAGGAGAGGAAGAAAGCUAGUUAGCUGGGCAGCUCCCCCCACAGCUCCUAGCUCCUUUGAGAUCUUUCCAGCUCUUUUCUGUCUUUGAUCUUUCUUUCUUUUCUUUUUUUUUUUCCACUUGGUUUAUCUUCUGUAUUUUUCUUUAAUAAAUUUCAAUAUAUAUAUAUGAGGAUCCGCAAGAACGCGAAGCUCUCAUCCAUGUGGUUCAGCUCAUCGCACGCUUUAGCUCCCGAAUCCCUCCAGACGCACGUGUGCCAGCUCAACCAGUCUCCCUGGGAUGCGAUUUCCUUCGGCCCAGACACCUCUCACCAGUUCGACGGAGAAGAUAGCUUUACGGGAAAUGCGAGCCUGGGCGAUUCUGUUGGAGCUGAAGAGAGUGUUGCGUCGAUGAUGAACGCGGUGGCAGCGAAGGCGGAGUAUAUGGUUGUGGACGAUAACGAUAUCGUCGACCAUAGCGAAGAAAGGUCAAGAAGCUGGAAUGAGUUCGGGUCGGAGAAGCUGCGACUGGGAGGGAGGAGCUCGUGCUGCCAGAAAACCGAUGGGAAAGGUUGGCAAUGUAGGAACGAGGCCAAAGAAGGUCAAUCCUUUUGCGAUCACCACCUGUCUCUUCUUAGGUCUUACAACAACAACACCACUGGCAGUCUCAGGAGAGUCCCGGAAGCAGCAGCGGUCGCGGGGGCUCCUCGCGCGAGAGGUCGGGCGGGGAAGAAGGGUUCAUCGUCGAACCCUUACGAAUUCUAUUACUACUCUGGGUUCGGCCCGCUGUGGGGGAGGAAGAGAGGCGAUAGAAGAUCAGCAGGUUGGAACAAGAGAAAUAUCGAAGCCACCAAACUCGUCGACAACAACGGCGCCGCCACUAAUAUUACUACUGCUACUACUACUGCUCAAAGAGAUCAAAGCACUCCCUCCUCCUCGCAAUUCGAUAACGGUGGGGAUUUCGAAUACAUGGACGAGGAAGACGACGACGACGACGACGACGAAGACGAAGAGGCCGCCGCCAACAACGACAGCGGCAAGAAGAGGAUGCGGAAGCCGGUGAAAGCUCGAUCCUUGAAGUCUCUGAUGUAGGGGUACUACUCGGUUUGGUUAAUUUUAUGGCCGAUUUAGAUUUUUGUAUAUGAAAAUGUUUGUGUGUUUGUGCGUUUCGGUGUCGACAUUAUCGUAAAUUUAUUUUAUUUUUCCCAUUA